Molecule: messenger RNA, 1488 nt
Organism: Cucumis melo (muskmelon)
Lineage: Eukaryota; Viridiplantae; Streptophyta; Magnoliopsida; Cucurbitales; Cucurbitaceae
Product: E3 ubiquitin-protein ligase SINAT5
Exons: 3
Coding region: 360-1358 (332 amino acids)
Biological process (GO): multicellular organism development; ubiquitin-dependent protein catabolic process
Cellular component (GO): cytoplasm
Molecular function (GO): zinc ion binding; protein binding; ubiquitin protein ligase activity
Source: RefSeq, a predicted model, not a curated record
CUUGGCCUUGGCAUAUCAAUUUUUACUCAUCAAAGAACCGAAUCAACGGUGCCAUUAUUAGCUCACGCUCUCUCUCUUACUCUCUUUCUCUCUUUCUCACACACACUUCAAAGACCUCAGAACAAGAGAGGAACAACACAAAGGGGUUAGAGGAACCAAGUAAAGAACCUCUUUUUUCGGGUUAAAAGGGCUUAUUCCCUUCUGGGUAUCCAUCAAAUCAAUCAUCCUUUUUUUCCCUUUUCAUUCUUUGCUUCUUUCCUACUCUGCCAAACCCAGAAAUUUUUCUGAGGUCUCGAUCGAUUCUAGAUUUGGAUAAGUGGGUUCUUGUUUUCAGUUCUAUAGGGUUUCUUUUUCUGUAAAUGGAUUUGGAUAGUAUUGAGUGUGUAUCGUCUUCUGAUGGUCUCGAUGAGGAUGAGAUUCAUCUGCACCACACCCUUCAUCCUUAUUCCCAAUCUCAUCAUCAUCCCGAGUUGUCCGCAUCUAAGCCUCGUUAUGGAAACAAUAAUACCGCUGUGAACGGUGGUCCCACUGCAACUGCGCCGGCAACUAACGUUCAUGAAUUGCUGGAAUGCCCUGUGUGUACUAAUUCUAUGUACCCUCCCAUCCAUCAGUGCCACAAUGGACAUACCUUAUGUUCCACAUGUAAAACGAGAGUUCAUAACCGGUGCCCAACUUGUAGACAAGAGCUUGGAGAUAUUAGGUGCUUGGCACUGGAGAAGGUGGCAGAGUCACUUGAAUUGCCUUGCAAGUAUUAUUCAUUGGGUUGCACUGAGAUAUUUCCAUACUACAGUAAACUUAAGCAUGAGGGUUUGUGCAACUACAGACCCUAUAGUUGUCCAUAUGCUGGGUCAGAAUGCUCUGCUAUUGGGGACAUUCCUUUGCUUGUUGCACAUCUGAGGGACGAUCAUAAGGUGGACAUGCACACUGGCUGCACAUUUAACCAUCGCUAUGUUAAGUCCAAUCCAAGGGAAGUGGAGAAUGCCACUUGGAUGCUUACUGUUUUUCAUUGUUUUGGUCAAUAUUUCUGCCUUCACUUUGAGGCUUUUCAGCUUGGCAUGGCUCCAGUGUACAUGGCUUUCCUCCGUUUCAUGGGCGAUGAGAAUGACGCCCGAACGUACAGCUACAGUCUCGAGGUUGGUGGAUAUGGGCGAAAACUGAUAUGGGAGGGUACACCACGAAGUAUUAGAGAUAGUCAUCGAAAAGUUAGGGACAGCCAUGACGGAUUAAUUAUCCAAAGAAAUAUGGCUCUUUUCUUCUCUGGUGGGGACAGAAAGGAACUGAAGCUGAGGGUUACGGGAAGGAUAUGGAAGGAACAAAACCCGGAAGCUGGUGUUUGCAUACCAAACCUUUGUAGCUAAAAUUGAAGUGUUUACUUAAUGCCCGCCUUUCUUUGUGUUUUUGACAGUAUUUUGCUUUGUACCUAUUCUCAUAUAUUGUAACGGGUGAUAUUUUUUAAUUGUAUAUACUUGAGAAUUCUUGAUCUUCCAA